Molecule: messenger RNA, 552 nt
Organism: Vicia faba (fava bean)
Lineage: Eukaryota; Viridiplantae; Streptophyta; Magnoliopsida; Fabales; Fabaceae
Source: the annotation of a GenBank genome assembly
AUGACGGUUGUAAAAAUUGUAAGAGGAAUAAAUGUUGUUGUUGUAUUUAUGAUAUUUACAACUAGUCUAUUUAUACACAAAAGAAAAUGUCACAUAAGCCCUAAUAGAAUAGACUUAAUAACUAAGUUAUCUAAACAAUUAGAAUUACUUAAAUACCCUUUAAUAGAAACAUGUCAUCCUCAUCACCUGUCAGGGCUCUCUAAAAAUGAAUGUUGGUUGUUAUUCAAAGAAUAUGCAUUUGUACAUGAGGAAGAAGAACCAAAGCUUGUGGCAAUAGGCAAGGAGAUCAUAAAGAAGUGCGGAGGAUUGCCUCUCGCAGCACAUGCAUUAGGAGGUCUAAUGCGCUCAAGAAGUACUGAAAAGGAACGGCUUGAAGUUAAAGAAAGUGAGAUUUGGACUUUACCAUACGAGAAUGUGAUUUUGCCUGCCUUGAGACUGAGCUACUUAUAUUUAACACCAACCGUGAAGCAGUGUUUUGGCUUUUGUGCUAUAUUUUCCAAAGAUACAAAAAUUAUGAAGGAUGAUUUGAUUCAGCGCUUGACUUUGAAAUAA